AUGGCGGCCGGCAAUCUCUCACCAGACGAUCUCACAAUCGACAACCUCACACCGCACGUCAUCAAACUCAGCUCAAACAUCGAAAACGAACGGCUCAAGUUCGUCUUCGCCAAACUGAUACAGUACUCACAUGACUUUGUGCGUGACACGAAACUGACCACGGCGGAAUGGGAGGCAGCAUGGCAAUAUCUCACCGAGGUCGGCCAGUUCUGCACGCCCGAUCGACAGGAGAUGAUUCUCCUCUCUGACGUUCUCGGCAUAUCUGCGCUCGUCGACGCGAUCAACAACCCCACCGCUCCUCGGGCCACGGAAUCAUCCGUGCUGGGACCAUUUCACAACGACGCCCACGAGUUCGAAAUCGGCCAGUCAAUCGCAUCAAAAGGUGCGAUCGGAGAGCCCAUGCUCAUCCGCGGGACCGUCUCCGAUACCAAUGGGACGCCGAUCGCCGGCACCUCGGUCGACGUGUGGGAAACCAACGGCAACGGCUUCUACGACAUGCAAGAUCCCGAGAAGGACGAGCCGGACUGUCGCGGCAUCUUCCAUACAGAUGAACAGGGCAGAUUCGCGCUUGUGGGAGUCCGUGCUGUGGACUACCCUAUUCCGUAUGAUGGUCCCGUCGGCGUCCUGCUGCGCCUGCUCAAUAGGUCGAACAUCCGGCCAGCUCACGUGCAUUUCGUGCUUCAACAUCCUGAGUGCGGCCGGCUGACCACGGCACUAUACUCUCACGACAGCAAGAAUGUGGCGCUGGACCCGGUCUUUGGCGUCAAGAAGAGUCUUAUCAAGCAGUUUGCAUGGUCGGAGGAUACGGCACUGGCAAAGAAAUUCGGUAUUGACAUGCUCGAAAGGGUGGGCUCAUCUGGGAAGAAAACGGUCGGGUUCUGGAUCUUGGAACACGAUUUCGUGCUCAUGAGGAAGUGA
Molecule: messenger RNA, 918 nt
Organism: Cladophialophora yegresii CBS 114405
Lineage: Eukaryota; Fungi; Ascomycota; Eurotiomycetes; Chaetothyriales; Herpotrichiellaceae
Exons: 3
Coding region: 1-918 (305 amino acids)
Biological process (GO): catechol-containing compound metabolic process
Molecular function (GO): ferric iron binding; catechol 1,2-dioxygenase activity
Source: RefSeq, a predicted model, not a curated record